CGCCGGGCAGGGGAUCGCGGGGCUCGUCGCGGCCUUGUUCCCGUCCCCGACAGCCUCGUUCUCCAACCCUAAGAUCUGUGCCUAGCUGGCGCCUGGUAACAUGACACCAACGGUCCUCAUGGAGUACAGGCCGCAGAUGCAGAUUAAACGGGGCUACGACGAAAUAGCUUACCGGGGCGGCGCGGGGUAUGCAGAGACUGUAGGUGAGUCGGGCAGCCCUGUUCGUGUCGACUCCGAAGAUUCCUCUGCGCCAAAACGCAAGUGCAUCAGCCUUAAUAGCGAUGGCUUUGAAGUGAAGCGAGAGAUCUUCGUCCCGUCUAGGUUGUCGUCGUCUGAGCGGCGCUACCUUCGAAAGAGAUUCCGGGCAGAGCUUGAUUCUGUCCGAUAUCUCCUCAAGAGGCCAGAGUUUUUGGCCAUCAUGCCUGUCAGCCGAGCACUUGGUUUCUCAUCGUCGGCUGCCCCUCGAGCUAAAAAAGUGCAAAGGGGGAGCCAUGUUCUCCGCGGUGCCAAGGGACGCUUCUUGCCGACCAAACCCCGGCCUGAAACAUCUACAGUGUUGCCUGAAGCUACAAUUCUGACGCAGUGCGAAUCUAUUCUGAAGAAGCUGAUGACUCAGAAAUUUAGUCAUAUUUUUAAUGUUCCAGUAGAUGUGGAAAAGCUGAAUAUUCCAGAUUAUAAUGAAAUUAUCAAGCACCCGAUGGACCUUGGGACCAUCAAGAAGAAGCUAGAUUCUGGUUCCUACACAAGUCCUUUUGAUUUUGCAGCUGAUGUCAGGCUGACCUUUAACAAUGCGAUAACGUAUAAUCCCCGAGGGCAUGCAGUGCAUGAUAUGGCCAUUCAACUGAAUAAAAUGUUUGAGUCCAGAUGGAAAACAGUUGAGAAGAAGUUAGUUUCUGCCGCCACUAAGCCACAUGUUGAGGUUGAUAGAGCUGACUCAAAGAGGAGAAAGACCCCUCCUGUGGACCGCAGUGACUUGUCAAUAGAUUGUGUCAGGCCAACUGAGAUUGUGAAGCCAAAGAUGACAUUUGAGGAUAAAGAAUCCUUCGGAAACUGCUUAGCUUCUUUGUCUGAGGAUCCAGAAUUACCUGGUCACAUCAUUGAUAUGUUACAGCAGUGUAUUGACAACAAUACAGAUCAGCUUGGGGAUGAAGAGAUAGAGAUUGAUAUCCAUGCACUCAGUGAUGACAUACUAUUAGAAUUGAAGAAGCAUGUGGACAAGUACUUGCAAGAGAGAGAUCACCAGCAGACAAAAUCUGAGCCUUCUGAGAAUAAGGCUGUGAAUAUUUCUGGCCUCAGUCAUUCGUCCACAAAUCCCUGCAAAGGUGGUGAGCCUGUUGAGGAGGAUGUGGACAUUUGCGGCAAUGCAUCCCCUAUAUUGAUAGAGAAGGAUCCACAAAUCAGAACAAGCAAAUGUGGUAGUCCAAGUAGUUCCAGCAGUGGCUCGGGAUCUUCAUCCAGUGAUUCUGACUCAGGCAGUGACGCUGAAAGCGAACCAGAAAAAGCUGGUAGCCCAGCAAAGCUUGUGAAGGGUAUUAAAAUACCAGAACAACCUGCAGAGCAAGAAAAGAGUGAUGAUGUUAUUAGCCCUGUUGAUGCUAACAACACUACUGCUGAUGUGGAACUCCAUGAACUGGACAAUGAGUCCAAGGCUGCACCUGAGGGUAAGCACCUCCGUGUGCCUGUGCCUUUUUUCUCCCCACCAGCCAUCACUUGCAUCAUCUCUUUUACAACUUAGGUGACUACCGUGCACUCAUAUCAUUGUGAAAACAAUUUGUCACACAUUUGACAUGUUAAUAUUAACAAGAGUAGUGAAUAUGCGACAUACAGCCACAAUGGGAUUUAUGCUGCAUAUUCAACCUCACGGGUGACAAUUAGCAUUGUUUGUGCUCCUCUUCUCGACUUUGCCUCCACCUAGGAUCAAGUCAUGUCCUUGUACUUCUUUUUUCUACUCCAUGCGGGUAGUUGUCCAUGCCCUCCUCUUGUCGGUUUUGCUCUCUGGAUCAAGUCACAUUCUCCCAUCUUUUUUCAUCUCCUUAUGGUAGUGGAUUCCAAGAAAGGACGAUACCAUAUUCCAUAUAGACAUGCAUUAUGUGAAAGAUAUACUAAAGUGAGUAGAUGUAUAACAUAGGAAACAACUAUUUUGUUGAUUCUCAUCCAUGAACUCAGAAAAUCAACUCCACCAACAUAGCUAGAUUGAUACCAUUUUUUUAAGCACUGGUGCUUAUUUGCAGAGGAUAGACGCGUAAUUAGGCACUUGUGCUUCAGAAACAUCCGGUUUAUUUUUAAGCACCUCCCUAAGCAUCUAGCAUUGUACAAGGCCUAAAUAGAUAGGGAUAGCCAAACUGCUGAGAAUAUUCCUCAAAAACCUGGUUGGCAACAGCUGGCAAAAUAUGGCGGAUGAGGGCAACCAUGCUUGCCUAGCAAGCGAAUCGUUUUUUUUCGCUCAGUCACCUCUCCCGAACAAAACCAAUGUGUUAGUUACCCAGGCUCUUCGCGCUCUCUUCUCGCAGUUGGCGGUUGCUGCGGCGGCGCCAGCGCCGGCCAGAGAAGUGCAGCGACGGGCAAGCUCGCCCUUCCUCUCAUGUCUAUCUAGCCCCCUCUCCAGUCCCGUGCAUGUGCCCUGUGUGGAGGCGGCGGCGGCGGCGACGGCUUGGGCGGAUCCGCGAUGGCGCCGCCGCCACACUCGAGAGCGAGGCUACGUAGAACUGGAUCCAGCAGGAGUUAACUCCACCGUGCUCCUCGAGGACGCCCACCACAGCAUCAAGCUCUGCUUGGCUGCCCGCGUCCUACCUCACCCCCACACCCGGGUUAAGCUGCGGCUGGCUCUGUCCUUUCAAUUCCCAUGCUUGUGUGCAUACUUGUUAAAUUCAUAAACUGCAGCAUGCUAGAGGAUGUGCGGCUAUGAAACUCUACUCUCUGAUUUGUUGCUCUAUGAACUGCAGCCUGAUCUGAUAAAUUCAUGGAUGAUUGUGUGCAUACUUGUUACUUGUGUAUGUAUACAAGACAACAGUUGUGUGUACACUAAUUUAUGCGUGUGCUUACUAGAGCGUACUAGAAGAUGUGCGGCUGAUUGUGUGUGUGUGCUUGUGUAUGUGAAUCUUGGAAGUUUUUUUCUUUUUCAAUUUACUACCAUAGAUGAACCAAGAAAAAUAAGCUAUCUAGAAGUUUUUCUUCAAUUUACUAGAGGAUGCGUGGCUGAUUGUGUGUGCUUGUGCAUCUGUUAGACUUAUGAUAUUAAUGUACAUUGGCAUGUCAAACACACAAAUAGCUAUCCCUAAGAGCGUCUCUAGCAGACCCCUUAGAGAAACUCUAGCAGACCCCGCAAAACACGCAGACCUGCAAAAUUCCGGUUAGUAUGCGGGCUCGGCCCAAUUUUCCGGCCAGAACAGAGCACGCAUACUCGCCCGGCCCGCAAUUUUUUUUGUCGCGGCCCGCAAACCGCACGCCCUGACCGCUAUAUCUACGGUUCCGCGGCUCGUUUGCGG
Molecule: messenger RNA, 3485 nt
Organism: Triticum urartu
Lineage: Eukaryota; Viridiplantae; Streptophyta; Magnoliopsida; Poales; Poaceae
Source: RefSeq, a predicted model, not a curated record